This is a messenger RNA of Penicillium egyptiacum, 161 nucleotides long. The record is from the annotation of a GenBank genome assembly. Lineage: Eukaryota; Fungi; Ascomycota; Eurotiomycetes; Eurotiales; Aspergillaceae.
GCUUGGCAUCGACGUACCAGAGACAGGGUCAGUGGGAGGAGGCCGAGCAGCUAGGUUUGCAGGUGAUGAAGUCUCGCAAGGCAAAGCUCGGCGAGCAUCACCCCGACACGCUGUCGAGUAUGGCUAGCUUGGCAUCGACGUACCAGAGACAGGGUCAGUGG